AUGCACCGGCGAGCGAAAGAAGACUCCGGCUAUGCAACGAAUCACGGUGCCGGUAGAAACCCCUCUCUGGACCUGAGCCGAGAAAAGCUCCCCGCGAUGCUCUGCCACGCUGAGCAGAUCCUCCAGGCCCUGGACUCCUAUCGGCGGGAGGGCAUCUUCACUGACGUGGUGCUAGCCAUGGACGGGCAGGAGUUCCCGUGCCACCGCGCCACUCUAUCUGCCAACAGCGCGUAUUUUCGGGCGAUGUUCGCCGGCGGCCCGAAAGAAGGCCGCCAAGACGUCGUCGACCUCCGGAAGAUCCCUGCACCCGCCAUGGGCCUCGUCUUGGACUACAUGUACGGGAGGAACGUGGUCGUCCGAGAAGACAACGUGGAAGGGAUCUUGGAGCUGUCCAACCUGCUUCAGAUCCCCAAACUCCAGGAAGCCUGCGUUGACUUUUUGGAAGGUCACCUCCACCCUUCCAACUGCUUGGGCCUCAGGCGGUUCGCCGACACCUUCUCCAUCCCGUCCCUGGCGGAGAAGAGCAAGAGAGUGGUGCUGGACGGCUUUGUGGAGGUGUCGCGCCGUGAGGAAUUCCUGGACCUGGAGGCCGGGGAGCUCGCCGAGUACCUGGCAGACGAGCGGUUGGCUGUUCCGAAAGAGGAAGUGGUCUUUGAGGCUGCCAUGCGAUGGGUGCGCCGGGAUGCGGCCACACGCCGAGGGGCCUUGAGGGAUCUACUGGAGUGUGUCCGUCUCCCUCUCUUGGACCCCUGCUACUUCGUGGAGAAGGUGGAGACGGACAAGCUCAUCCGGGCGUCCAGGGAGUGUCUUCCUUUGAUGCAAGAAGCCCGGAAGGGUUGCCUCCUAGGCAAUGAGGUCGGCUCUCCGUGGUCUCAACCAAGAAGGUUCACGGAACUAGCCGAGAUGAUAGUGGUGAUCGGAGGCUGUGAUAGAAAGGGUCUUCUGAAACUCCCCUUCGUGGACAUGUUCCAUCCUGCGAGUGGGCAGUGGAAGCCGCUCGCCAGCAUGCCGGGGUGCAUCAAAUCGGAGUUUGCCGCCUGCGCUCUGAAGAACGACGUGUACAUCUCAGGAGGCCACAUCGGCAGCAGAGAUGUCUGGAUGCUGAGCCCAAAGCUGAAUACCUGGAUCAAGGUUGCCUGCUUGAGGAAAGGCCGGUGGAGACACAAAAUGGCCGCUCUCCUGGGAAAGAUCUAUGCAGUGGGUGGGUAUGAUGGCUUUGACCAGCUCGACAGCGUGGAAUGCUAUGACUCCUUCUGCAACACCUGGACAGCUGUGGCCUCUCUGGCGGAAGCCGUAAGUUCGGCUGCUGUCGCGUCCUGCCUCGGCCGGCUGUAUGUGAUCGGGGGCGCGGUGGGCAGCAGCACCAAUACAGAGAAGGUGCAGUGCUACAAUCCAGCGACCAAUCAGUGGAGUCUUCUGUCUCCCACCCCUUUUAAUCUGAGGUGUAUGAAUGCCAUCACUUUGAACAACUUGAUUUACGUUGUCGGGGGGCUUUUGAAGAAAAUCUUCUGCUACGACCCCCGGAAGGACACCUGGAGUGAAGUGGCUUCCCUUCAUGGACCUCUGAAGCGAGAAGACAAAGGGGGCUCCCAAUCUCCAGAAACCAGAGCUGCUCAUCCACCCUUGGGGAUGUCGUCGUCGAAACAAAAACACCUCCUGCUGCGAGAGGAUUGCUCAAAAGACGGCCACGCCUUGUGGGGGGGCCCCAGCUGA
Gekko japonicus is the source of this 1713-nucleotide messenger RNA. RefSeq names its product kelch-like protein 35. The transcript has 6 exons. Lineage: Eukaryota; Metazoa; Chordata; Lepidosauria; Squamata; Gekkonidae. The record is from RefSeq and is a predicted model, not a curated record. Bases 1 to 1713 code for a protein of 570 amino acids. Gene Ontology annotation, molecular function: protein binding.